GAAGACGACCGACGACCUCCAUGUUCUGUUGUUGAUGCCAAUGUGUUUGUUGUUUGUUGUUCGACGCUCCUUUGCAACAAGAGCAAGAACAAGAACAACAACAACAAACGGGCUUUUUUUUAUUUAAUUUUUUUUUCUUCUUCUUCUACGUACUCCACACUUCGAUGCCUUCCAAAAAACAUCAACAACAACAAGGAAGAGGAUAACGCGAAGAGCGAAGACGAACAACUGCCGUGGUAAAAACACUGAACGAUAAUCACAAAAGUAGUAAUAGUAGUUGUCGUGGUGGUAGCAGUAGUAGUAGUAGUAGUAGUAACGUUGAGGGUAUCAUCAUCAUCAUCAUCAUCAUCACCAUCAUCAUCGUCAUCAUCGUCAUCAUCAUUAUCAUUAGCAACAUCAUUAAGAUCGGCCCUCACUAACGUCCAUCCACCGCUGCCUCCACCAGAACCCUUAAACACUUCACCAUCAUACCAAACUUUGUCCAUGGAAGCUUGUUAUCCUUAUUAUCCCUACAAAACAUUCUCUUCCUCAUCACCUCCAUCAUCAUCACCCUCAUCUCCAUCAUCAUCACCAACAACAACAGCAGUCGGCUAAACAUGAAAGGUCUUGAAAGUCCUGUGAAGAAACGUGCUCGCUUGUCAUUAAAAAGACGGGAGCCAGCGUCCGAGAAGAUAUCUCCACCAUUACUGACGAACUUGAGCGGUGGCAAAUGCAAAGCUUCUGUUGAUUCCACCAAUUGUCCUGCCGCCUCAGCUACGCAGUCUGACGGCAUCGACAAUGUUGUUACUACAAGCACUGCCCAUGCCGUGGCUUCAAUGGUCACGUCACUGCCUCGGAACUCAUCGAUGACCAACGCAUCCGAAGCAGAGAAUUCUUGGGAACCAAGUAGGAGUAAAGUGAAUUCUACUGCAGAUGUUGGUAACGAUGUCAUCAGCAUCAACUCUGAUGAUGUCUAUGAGUCAAUGCCCAUAGUGGCAGCACUGGAGAAUUUAGAUAAUACAUGCUUCCUGAACAGCGUGCUGCAGAUUUUGAGAUACACACCUUGCUUUGUUGAUGGACUCAAUGAGUUGUGCUACAAAGUAGCGAAACACACCAGAUCUUUUGCUGAUUCAUCUGUUGAGAGUGAAUCCUCACGUGUUUGGGAACUGGCUUUAUCUAUUUCUGAGGUUUUCAAACAGAUGAGUGCACUAGAACGAAAGAUGCAAGGUUUGUCAAGUGUAACAUCUGCAAACAUAGCCCUUAAACCUGACAGGGUACAGAAUGUUGUUCGUAAACUAAAUUCAAUGUUUGAAGGAAGUUCACAGCAUGAUGCUCAGGAAUUUCUGCAGUUUAUACUGUACCAUUUACAGGAAGCCGAGAAGUUACUUAAGAAGGCGUCAGCCAGUGAAGCCAACAGCAGCAGCAGCAGCGGCAGUGGCAACACCAGCAGUAGUAACAGUAGAAGCAACAGCAGCAGCAAUUUCAAUGGUACUGCUUCACCUGUUUCUCUCUCCUCUUCAAGUGAGAACAUCUCCUCUACAUCUGGGACACUAAGCACUGACAACAGUGCGUUUGUAAGCAACAAGACUAUGGUCAACAACAGCGAGCCAUCCUGUGAUGGCUUGCACUUAUUACCUCCCACUGAAAUAGCUUUAUCUCCAAAUUGCUCCAUCAGCCCCGAUGUCAUUGUACGCAGUUAUUCAUUAGACGACUUGAGUUCUACUUUACACACAUCUUCAUCUUCAUCACAGAAGACGUCUGAGUCUGCCCUCACUGACCAAUGCCCUGCCGCUCAUCAGUCGGACAAAACGUCUGACUUUAAAACUAAUUUAUUAAAACACCAAUGCGUAUCUUCUCUUGACGAUGCUAACUCUGUUUCAGAGUUUGGGACAUCUACAUUAACUAAACUGCAGUCUGGUCUUGAUUCCAGUAGCCACAACAGUCACACUAAUGGUAUUUCUUCUGUGGGAGGUACCAGGGUAUUCUCUGCGGAAGACACAAAGCUUUCUUCAACAGAGGAUUCAAAGUCUGCUUCUGUGGAGGAUGUGAAGUCUUCCUCUGUGGUGGAUAAAAAAUCUACCUCUGUUAAGGACAAGAAGUGUGUCUCUGAAGAGGGUUCUAAAUCAGCUUCUGUGGAAGGUGUAAAACAUGUUUCUGUCGUGGAUAGUAAAUGUGCUUCCUUGAAGGACACAAACUGCAUCUCCAUGGAAUACACUAACUGUACCUCAGAGGACGACACAAAAUGUAUCAUUGUGGAGGAUAAAAAGUCUACCUUCAAGAAAGACAGAGAUUGCAUCCUUAGCAGGGGCAUAAAAUUCGUCCAGGUGGACGACACUCAGGAUAUCUACAUGGAAGACAUUUCAGAUAAAAAGUUAGUGCCUGUUGAAAAUCCGAAGAGCAACUCUUUAGAUAACAUGAAGGACAGUUCUGCUCUGAAGGAGGUUACGAAGCCGACUUGUGAGACAGAUGCAAGGCAAGUCAGGGGGGAGGACAUGCUGUUAAAAAAUAGCUCCUCCUCCUCCUCCUUCAUCCUUACUCCUCCUCUUACACCUCUCUCUGCGAAAUGCUUUACCAUUGAAGCUGCUGUAACAAAUGGGAAAAUUGGUGUAAAUGGGCCCCUUUCUGUCGGUCAGUAUUCUUCGAAAGCCACCCACCCAACCCCUCUCCUGUCACAGUCACAGGCAUCUCCCUCAUCUUCAGCACCGGUGCCUCACUGCCAUUCUGCCUCUGCCCCACUACCUCCCUCCACACUUUCCCCUUGUCUUUCUCCCCCGCCUCCUCUGUUGGAAAACUCCUGCCAUUCACCUGGAAACUGUCCCACGAUUCAGACUACCGCUUCCGUUACUGCCACCGACAACACCAUAAACAGUGCCACCGCCACUACCACCACCACCUCCACCACCAUCACUACCACUUCUACUAACACAAACGCUACUGACACAAACACUGCUAGCACCACCACCACCACCACCACCACCACUGCAAAUGCUAACAACAACAACAACAACAGCCAUACAUACAGCAAAAACAACAACAAGAAAACUAAAUCAAAAAACACAGUGUCGUUACACAAUGGUAUGAGUAAGAACCAAGUACGUCAAAUCUGGAAUUCUUUUGUGAAGCUGGAAAAAUGUGACUUGGUGUGCAACAGUGCCCUCAGUUCUGUAAAUGUCUAUUACGCCAUCGAGUGCCUUAAUACAGGGAACUCUUUGAAAAAAAAGAAGGAUUUUGUCAAACAGCUGUUUCUCGGGACCAUCUUGUCAAGGACUCGCUGUCUGGAGUGUGAAAAGUCAAGUGAAAAGCCCGAGGAAUUCCUUGAGGUCAGUGUUCCGUUGAAGAAAACCUCAAAUCCCUUAAGGAACAGUGAUGGAGAAAGCAGUGAUCCCGAAAAUGAAGACAGCUCUGAUCAGAACACAUUGAUCAGCUUCAUCUCGUCUUUCUCUGAAGUGGAGAAACUGCAGGGUGACAAUAAAUACUACUGCGACAGUUGCUACAACUACGUGGAGGCUGAUCGAUCUCUUCAUUACGAUACCUUGCCAGACAUUCUUACUGUACACCUGAAACGAUUCUCAGCAUCUUCAGAAAUUGGACUAAUGUGUAAAAUCAAUGAUCAUGUGGAUAUUCCCCUUUCCUUGCCAUGCCUUCUUUAUAAAUGCCCCAAAGACUGCUAUCGUCAGGAUCAUCGGUACAGUUUGUUUGGAAUGAUCACUCAUGCUGGUUACACCAUAUCCUCGGGACACUAUGUUGCCUAUGUGAAAACCUUCGCCGGCUCACUAACCUGGCACUUCCCACCGAACGGUGGACAGCGAGAAUCGAUGCCAGUGAACAGUGCUGCAAGCUGCCGGUCGUCAUACUCAGACUCGCACUCGGAUGGCGACAUCUUCUGGCUGGAAUGUGAUGACAGCUCGGUGCGUGUGUUCACCGAGGAAGACUUCCUGGAGCGGCUCUCCUCCGAGGGCCUGCUGACGGGGACACCCUAUUUAUUGUUCUACCACAGAUCUCCAAUGAAGCGUUCGUAGUAGUGUCGCAGCUCUGGUGCCGGGCCAACAGGCCCACCUCUCUCUCUCUUGUCCGAUCACCUGCCUUGCACUGGGAGUGAACUCCAACUACCCCUGUGCAUGCGUGUUGGGCUACCAGUUGCCAUCACUCUGCUGCUGCUGCUGACAACCACAAAAAACACCCAACAAACAAUACCUUACUAAGCCACCACCACCAUUACCACGUUACCAUUGUUAUUGUCAUUGUUAUUAUUAUCAUCAUCAUCAUCAGCAACAUCUUUCAUGAUGUUAUUUAUGUUCUAGUUGUAGUAUUUUAGCAUUAGCAGUGUUUUGUGUUGUAGCCCCGUUCAUUCUUCCAUCUCAGCCUAAAACAAAAAUAGAUAAAUAAAAAAAAGCUUCCUUCACCGCUCCCCUCCUCAUAAAACCCCCAACAUAACAAUCUAUUAAAAAAAAAAUCCACCGUAAUUAUUUAAAAUAAACACAGAAAAACAAAAAAAAAAUAACCC
Messenger RNA from Octopus sinensis (East Asian common octopus), 4483 nucleotides. Its product is annotated as serine-rich adhesin for platelets-like. Gene Ontology annotation, biological process: protein deubiquitination. The transcript is spliced from 10 exons. NCBI's taxonomy places the organism in Eukaryota, Metazoa, Mollusca, Cephalopoda, Octopoda, Octopodidae. Gene Ontology annotation, molecular function: cysteine-type deubiquitinase activity. The record is from RefSeq and is a predicted model, not a curated record. Bases 597 to 3998 code for a protein of 1133 amino acids.